Messenger RNA from Poecilia reticulata (guppy), 3596 nucleotides. It is a transcript of the gene glt8d1, whose product is annotated as glycosyltransferase 8 domain containing 1. The record is from RefSeq and is a predicted model, not a curated record. Gene Ontology annotation, molecular function: glycosyltransferase activity. Gene Ontology annotation, cellular component: Golgi apparatus. Lineage: Eukaryota; Metazoa; Chordata; Actinopteri; Cyprinodontiformes; Poeciliidae.
GCAUUUUUACAAAAUAAUACUUUUAGAAUAUUUAAAAUUUUCUUACUAACCUUAAUCGAAACCUUUUGCGUACUCGAAACGCCCAGAUAAUGGAGAUUUUCAAUCAGGCAUAUCCUAAACGCCUAAAGCUGCGUGCAGUCGUGAUAGCGGACGGGACAAACUUGUUGAUGUUGAGUUGGCAGUUUGGCUUCAAUGUGAAUUCGUCACAUAUGAGUGUUUUUCCUAAAAACUGCACCUUGCAUGUAGGCGUCUUGAAUCUGAGCGCAUAAUUCACCCCCAGCAGAACCUUUUGGUGUCUAUGCCAUUAUCACAGAGCGGCGUCGCGACGUUAACGGUCUAGGGGGAACUCAGCCCACCGUGGGCAUCACUUAAACCAGCUUCGGUUCUAUUUGUAUUUUCUUGGUUUUUAAUUCUUGUCGUAGUGCUGGAAGGACUGAUGCGGCGGCUGCCAUGACACUAAGGAGAGUGAAUGGAGUCCUUCUCGUUCUCCUGGCCGUGGCCAUACUGAUCAUAGUUCAUCGAAACCUCCUGAAUCUCAGUGACUUCUUGGACAGAGAAAACCCAGAUGCCGGACAGAUUCUUCCUUUCGAGGCGGAGUUGUCUCCUGGUGUCAGGCAGAAGACGGAAAGGAAAAGAGACGAGAUCCCUGUCCUCAUCACUGCCACAGAGGACAGGCUUGGGGCCGUGAUCGUUGCGAUGAACAGCGUCUCCCGGAACAGCAAAGCCAAUGUGGCCUUCACUAUUGUGACCCUGAAUGAUACAGUUGAUCACCUAAAGGCGUGGAUAAGUAAGACAACAUUAAAAAAUGUCAAAUAUAAAAUAGUUAUCUUCCAACCAGAGCUUCUGAACGGGAAGAUAUCAAAAGAUCCUAAAAUGCUGGAAGCUACAAAACCAUUGACUUUUGCCAGGUUUUAUCUGCCCAUGUACAUACCAGAGGUAGAGAAGGCGAUUUAUCUCGAUGAUGACGUUGUUGUACAAGGGGACAUUCAAGAGCUUUAUGAAAUCAACCUGAAACCGGGACAUGCAGCCGCCUUCUCUGAUGAUUGUGACUCAGCUUCUGCUAAGGGCAUCGUUCGAGCAGCUGGAAAUCAGAACAACUACAUGGGUUUCCUGGACUUUAAAAAGGAGGCUAUUAAAAAGCUGGGGAUGAAGGCCAACACGUGCUCCUUUAAUCCGGGAGUCAUUGUUGCAAAUCUGACCGAGUGGAAGAACCAAAACGUCACCCAGCAGCUGGAGAAAUGGAUGGAGCGCAACUCUCAGGAGGAUCUGUACAGUAACACGCUCGCAGAAAGCAUUACAACUCCUCCGCUUCUCAUCGUCUUUUAUAAACGUCACUCCCCCAUCAACCCAAUGUGGCAUGUGAGACACCUGGGCAUCACAGGCGCUGGAAAUCGCUACUCUCCCCAGUAUGUGAGGACUGCUAAACUGCUGCACUGGAAUGGACAUUAUAAGCCCUGGGGGAGGACAACGUCCUUCUCCGACGUGUGGGACCAGUGGUUCAUCCCUGAUCCCACAGGGAAGUUUCAUCCCGUGCGAAAACACGCAGACUGAAAAAUUACUCUUCGGAGACCUUUGGACCAACGCAGUCCCUGGUGGAACACAGUGUGGCUCCUUUCACCUCAGGAACUAAGCAACCAGCAGUCUUAUUCGCCAUCCUCUGGAUUUGUGGACCCUCUUCACUCCGACGUUAUCUUGAACACAGAUGCCUGUUUUUACUAAAUGUUUUCCUUGCAAUGACUCCAACUUGCCCUUAGUUUCUUUUACCAGAUAUAAUGCAUCAUCAAUCAUAUGAUACAACAUUACAUAAUGUUUUAGUUUCUCAGGCCUUUUGAGACCAUAUUUGACCGUUGAUUUAUUCUUUUUCUUUAGGAAUCCCAUGGCCACAUGAGCUUCAGAGUUGUGUUUUAGGUGCUGUGACUCACACAGAUCAGUUACUGCCUCACAAGUGCACUAAAAUGAAGCUAUUACCAUUUUCAACAUAUUUAUAUUCUUUUACCCUCUGGUGCAUAGCGGUCACUACAGUGGACAGCUGUUUAAAAGUCAUUGUUUCCUAAAUGCAGUGGUUUCUAUGGUGGAAUAGCAUAUCAGUCCUUAGGAUGCUCUCUACUGCUCCCCUCCAUUGAGGUUAAUUCGGUGGCAAGUUGUUGUAACUACAAGUUAGUGCCGUCGGAGUCCAAGAUGGCUGGCAGACAGACACACUCGAUGACCACUCCUGGAAUAUCCUCUCAAUCCUUCUAUUCUAGGAAAAUCCUAGAGGUAAAAAAAAGUAUGCUCACAUGCAGGAAUAUCUAAGUAACAAUAUUAUUAACUUAGUUUGGAAAUUUUUAUUUCACAUAAGUAGGAAAUUGUGAUUAACCAUGUGUCCAACACAGUGGACAUCAUGCAUCGCUGACUAUAUUUUUAACAUAAGUCAUGUAGUUGAUUUAUCUUUCAUUGUAACUGUUUUGCUUGUAAUUUAAUUCAUUUUGAGUAUAUCUAUAAGUUAGUUUUAAAAAAUAGGCUUUUUUAUGCAGAUCAGUUGUAGUUUGUGUUAGUAAAAUUAUAAUUUUCUCAUACUUUUAGACCACAAGUGCAGCAAAGAAUAAGGAACACUAUAGAAUAGUCAAGGAAAUUCCCUCCGACUCCUCUGAUGAUGAGUAUAGUGACAGCAGUGAUGAGGAGUGGCUACCAGAGAACACUAGAAAUUUAGGAGAUACGGAUAAUGAAAGGAGAUGCAGACAGUCAGGAUGCUGAAAGUCAAGAUGAUGAGGGCCAGGAUGAUGGACAGGUUGCAGAGGGAGGUCAGCAAGAUGAGGGAGCUGAGGAAAAUGUCCACAUGGUACCAACUCAGUGAAAUGUUCACAAGGGCCAUGCCCGCACUCAACCCCGCAAAUAUGUAUGGAAAGUCCAAGUCUUGUUGACCAGUGUGUGGCAACGUAUCCCCACAGACGUAGAAACAAGUGGUGGUACAUCAGAGUGUUUUCAUUUUUUGGAUGCGACUGUUGUAAAUGCCUGGCGACUCCACCAGGAUUGGAAAAGAUGAAUCUCCUCAUCUUCAAAGCUUCUGUGGCCCGUGCACUGAUAAAUUCUGGCUCCGUUCAGCAAAACAGAAGAGGAAGACCCAGUGGAGCCCCACCUCCAGCAAAGUGCAGAGCAGUGACGAAAGUACCCAGUGAAGUCGGGUUCAGCGCAGGAAAUCACUUGCCCGAGCUCACCCAAGUCAAAAAUGCAGAUGCCACGAUGCUGCAUGCACAAGGAAGACCAAAUACAUCUGCAUGCAGUGCCAUAUGGCACUGUGCCCUGGAUGCUUUUCCAAUUUUCAUGUAGCCUAGGAGUUAGAAAAAUUAGUUAGGAAAGAAGUUAGAAGAGAAGUUUUGGAGAUGCAGGUGUUUGAUGAAGAUUGUUCUCUUGGUUUAGACUAAACAGAAGGGCUAUAGGAUGUUAAGAGUGUAUGAAAGUAUGUUCAAGUGCUUUUCAAAGCCCACAAUGGACUAAGUGGUCAUGGAUAUAUGAUCAAGCUCAGAUUAAAUUAUUCUUCAGUUAAGUUCAUACUGUUCUGAGUGCUGAAGCGCAUGCAGUCCACUGUAGUAGACAUUUCUGUAACUUCCUGAAAAAAA